Drosophila albomicans is the source of this 2472-nucleotide messenger RNA. Its product is annotated as ATP-binding cassette subfamily G member 4. Gene Ontology annotation, molecular function: ABC-type transporter activity; ATP hydrolysis activity; ATP binding. Bases 554 to 2365 code for a protein of 603 amino acids. Gene Ontology annotation, cellular component: plasma membrane. The record is from RefSeq and is a predicted model, not a curated record. Lineage: Eukaryota; Metazoa; Arthropoda; Insecta; Diptera; Drosophilidae. The transcript has 6 exons.
GUGUGAUGAGUGUCAAUUGAUUAAAGCACGCAAAUUAAUCCUCAAGUUUCAAGAAUAACAAAAGUGACCAUUAAUAAACAUUUAAAUAAAUGCUGCAUACUUUUGGGCGUCAUUUAAAAUUCACUCCAAAAGAUAAAUCAAAUAGUGAUAAGAUAUUUAAAUAGUUGUUGCUUGAUUUACAGCGAUUCUUGUAGGCGAUCAACGGACUUCAAUUGCGAUCGACUGACCACAGACAAGACACUUUAACUUGAACUUAUUUGCAACAAAGUUGAAUAGUUUGAUAAUGGUGAAAUACGAAGGUUUUUUACAACUGUCCGCAGAGUAAAUGUACCGAUAAGCUUCUAAUCUGCAUGACGGAUCAGACGAUUGGCGAUUAACUCACUGAGCAAUGCUGAUAAAAAACUGCAGGCACUUGAACUCCAUAUUAAUCGGGUAUACUGAUAAAAGACAAACAAAAGCCAAACGCACUCAAUCAUUCGCUUUGCCAGUCGAUCUACGUUGGUGAGCAAGACCGGUUCAGAUUGCACCCAAAAAAAUAUACUUCCAUAUAGUAAUGAUCGAGAACGUGGCAACAAAUGCUGGCAAUGGCCUGGCCAAGCAGCCAUCCUUGGAGCUGCAGUUCAACCAGCUUUGCUACAGUAUCAAGUCAACGCAGAAGGGCAGCAAUCAAAUACUGAACGACACUUGCGGUGCCUUUCGAUCGGGACGUCUCACAGCCAUUCUAGGCCCAUCCGGCGCUGGCAAAUCCACGCUCCUCAAUGUCUUGGCGGGCUUUAGAGUUAGAGAUGUCUCUGGCCACAUACUGCUCAAUGGCCAGCCACGUGAGCUGCAAUCCUUUCGCAAAAUGUCCUCCUACAUUGCACAGAACUUCAUCACACCUUCCCUGCUGACUGUGAUGGAAACGCUGCAGGUUUCCGUUGAUUUGAAGCUACCCUCGGCCACAUCCAAGCAGCAAAAGCAACAAAUCCUAGACGAGAUUAUCGAAGUGCUCAAUCUGCAUAAUUGCCGGCGUACGCUCGUGAGAGAUAUUUCGGGUGGCGAGCAUAAGCGUCUGUCCAUUGGCAUCGAGCUGAUCACCAAUCCGCCCAUCAUGUUCUUCGAUGAACCAACCAGCGGACUGGAUAGCGUUGCCAGCCAUCAGGUGCUGUGUUACCUGCAACGUUUGGCGCAUCAGGGACGCAUUGUGGUGUGUGUGGUGCAUCAGCCGAGUUCGCGCUUGAUGCAACUCUUCGAUGACAUUCUGGUGAUGUCACACGGUGAAGUCCUUUUCUCGGGGCCACAGAGUGAAAUGCUAGACGACUUUAAGGCGUCAGGAUUCAUUUGUCCGCCGUACUAUAAUCCUGGCGACUUUGUGCUAGAUGUGGGCAGCGAGUCUUCAAAUCAACGCUGUGAGACGCUCAUUAGCCAGAACAAGGCCAAACACGACAGUAUUCAGAGCUUCAAGGCAGCUGCCGAUGAGCAGACAGCGCUGAUUAAGAUGACAGCAUCCACAGCCGCUGAUCUGCAGUUGAUACGCCCCAAGGAGCAGGUCGAUUUCUGGAUGCAGUUGCGAGUGCUGCUCAUGCGACAUUUGCGCUCCAUGUCACGGGAUCUGCUUGCCGUGCAGAUGCGUGUGAUUAUGCACAUCGUUGUGGCGCUAUUGCUGGGCGUUGUCUAUUGGCAAAUUGGCAACGAUGCCGUGAAAGUCAUCAGCAAUGUCUCUUGUUUGUUCUUCAUCGUUUUGUUUGUCUUCUCCGGCAAUGCGAUGCCCUCGAUACUGCUCUGCCUGCAGGAUUCGCCAGUCUUCAUCAGGGAAUACUACAAUGGCUGCUAUUCAUUGCGUGCUUACUUCAUCUCCAAGGUGCUGGCCGAUUUGCCAUUGCAGUUGAUUUGUCCAACGUUUUUUAUAAGUAUUGGUUACUUUAUGACUGGGCAACCGCCGGAGUUUCAACGCUUUGCCAUGUGCUGGUCACUGUGUGUGUUAACCGCCUUCAUUGGCCACUUUAUUGGCGUCAUCUGUGGCACCAUGUUGUCCAUGCAGAUGGCUCUGUUUAUUGUGCCUGCGAUUACGAUUCCCUUUCUUUUGUUUUCCGGCUUCUUCAUACGCAUGAGUGAGCUGUCCUGGUUCAUGCGUCCACUGUGCGAUGUCUCCUAUUUCCGCUACAUCUUUGAGGGUCUCAUGCGUGCCAUCUACGCUUAUGAUCGCGGUGAAUUGCCUUGCCACGAAGACUUUUGCUAUUACAAAUCGUCGGAAAAGUUUCUCAAAGAUUUCGGAAUGCAAGGCGAUUAUUUCGGCUGGGAUGUCUCCGUAUUGGCGUUCAUAUUGCUGUCGCUGCUAAUCACCUUUAACAUCACACUGCAUGUGUCCAUUAAACGUGCUCUAUGAAUAUCGCUUUAAGGUUGCUAGAGAAGAAUAGAACAAUUAGUUUCAAUGUGUGCUGACAAUAUUCAUUCAUUUUUUUCUGCCUCAAUUAUAAUUCACAAUUUAACAAA